Corticium candelabrum is the source of this 2043-nucleotide messenger RNA. Its product is annotated as clathrin interactor 1-like. Gene Ontology annotation, biological process: endocytosis. Bases 101 to 1828 code for a protein of 575 amino acids. Gene Ontology annotation, cellular component: endosome; clathrin vesicle coat; plasma membrane. Gene Ontology annotation, molecular function: clathrin binding; phospholipid binding. The record is from RefSeq and is a predicted model, not a curated record. The transcript is spliced from 9 exons. NCBI's taxonomy places the organism in Eukaryota, Metazoa, Porifera, Homoscleromorpha, Homosclerophorida, Plakinidae.
ACCGUUGGUUCCGCUAGAGUAAUCCAACGGAGAUUCUGGAAUCCUUUUAAAUCAAGCGUAGUUGUGAGCGGUUGACUGUCUUAUCGGAGGGACUGAGACGAUGUGGAAGGUUCGAGAGCUUGGCGACAAACUCGCCAAUGUGGUGAUGAACUACACGGAAGUAGAGGCAAAAGUCCGUGAAGCGACGAACGAUGAGACAUGGGGGCCCCACGGUUCACUCAUGCAAGAAAUCGCUAAAUACACGUUCACGUAUGAGCAUUUUCCAGAGGUCAUGUCUAUGCUAUGGAAACGCAUGCUGGAGAGCUCGAAUAAGAACUGGAGACGCACGUACAAAGGACUGUUACUGUUGAGCUAUUUGCUAAAAAAUGGCAGUGAAAGGGUGGUGACAAGUGCAAGAGAUCACCUGUACGAUAUGAAACCGUUAGAAGAAUUUGUAUUUAGAGAUGAUCAUGGCAAAGACCAGGGAAUAAAUGUUCGUCAGAAAGCUAAAGAACUUAUUGGUUUCUUACAAGACGACGAGAAAAUUAGGGAGGAACGCCGUAAGGCAAAGAAGACACGAGAUAAGUAUGUUGGGGUUUCAUCUGAUGAGUAUCAGACAUACAGUGAAUACUCGGAUGAACCUCGACUGAAAGAUAGUUUGGACGAAGAGGUAGACAGUGGACUUACAAGGGAGAGGCGGAAACCAAGUUUUGGUUUUCUUGGUCGUGGUCGUCGGCAUCAAGAUGGGUAUGAUGAUAGAGAUCGACACAGUAGGCAACCUUACAAAGACGAUGCAACACCUCCACCAGAACGAAAAGCUGUAACAGAGACACGUGAUGAAAUAAAACAAUCUCAGCCUCCUGUGCGCAGUCAACCACAGAAGUUGCUGGAGGCAAGUGGAGCACCGAGUCGUAGCUCAGAAGCAAGACCAGUAGCAGAACCAGCUGAUCCAUUUGGUGAUUUCACUGCAUCCAGAGCACAGACACAGGCUCCGCUUGCGGGAAUAGAUUUUACGACUGCUCCUGCAGUAACGUCAACAACAGGAACAGUGGGUGGUGAUUUUGCUGCAUUCCAAUCUGCGCCUCCUCAACAAGCAAACUUUGCUACUUUUCAAGCUGCACCCUUUGCAGCACCCACUACUGCUCCUCCUCCAGCCACAAGUCAACUAAUGCAGCCUACAAGCAUUGCUUCUACAGCAGUCGAGGGAUUUUCUGGAUUUCAAGGAGCAUCCACACAGCAACCAAGUGUAGGAACACAGAAUGUACAACCAGGCUUGCCACCUAUGUCGGCUGCUCAGCUAAUGCAGCAACAACCACUUCUGAUGCAGCCUGAGGCAUUACAACCUCAGUCUACUGAGUCACAGCAAGAAAAGACGCAGACAUCUUCGAAGCCAGAGUCAAGUAAGUCAACACUGUGGAGCACAGCCGGAGUUGACAUUAGUUUGGAUAGUUUAAGUAGUACCACAACGAAAGACAAGGCUAGCAACAUGUCACAGCCGUCCAUGAAUCAACUAGCACAGCAGACUGUAGGACAAGGGUCCACUGGUAUGACAACGGUUGGUAACUAUUCGGCGUUUGGUGCUGCUGUUGGUAACACAGGAAUGGGUGGUUAUUCUGGCAUGGGAAUGCAACAGCGGAUGCCCAUGACAUCUCCACCCAUGGGAAUGGGAAUGGGAAUGGGUAACCCCGGUAUGUCAAUGGGAUAUGGAAGAAUGCCAGUGGGCGGUUCGCCAUAUGGAGUUCAAAUGGGAAUGAAUCCGGGAAUGAGUGGAGGUAUGGGUAUGAUGGGCUACCAGCAGCCCAGACCAGGAAUGCAACCUGGAUACUCAGGUUACGGUGGAUUCAAGUAGCCUUGGCCUUCAUUUAUUGUGCUCGCAUUCCUUGUUGCCCUUACAGUUUGUUGUGUGCAGAGGGGUGGCUGUAUUUAUCCCUGUAAGAUUGAUGGUAAUUUUUGGAACAGUUGUUUUGCUAGUCAAGACGUCGUGUAACAUGGAUUGAAAACUGCACGUUAUUUGUAUAGUGUUCUCAGCAGAAGUGAUUGAAUGUACUUUUUCAUACAUCUAGA